This is a messenger RNA of Cladocopium goreaui, 1377 nucleotides long. The record is from the annotation of a GenBank genome assembly. NCBI's taxonomy places the organism in Eukaryota, Dinophyceae, Suessiales, Symbiodiniaceae.
CGUAGUUAGGGGGUGUUGCAGACCUUGGUUUGCGCCAUGAGGGCCAUGCUCCCUUCGAAGGGUUAUCUUUUCUUGUGGCUUGGGCAUCUUGGGCCCUUUCUGACGAUGUCAGCUGGAGCCACAUGCUUGUCACAGGCGAUCCCAGAAGAGUUGCGGAAACAUGUGGGGACUACUGAAAAGUACCCCUUGGGCAUUUGGGCAAAUGAUUGGGCGGCGGGUCACUUAACCUCCGACGUCGUUCAGAUCAUCAUUCAGGAGAUCCUGGGCUUUCAUGCUGUUCGAACUGGUCCCGGACCAGGAACCGUUGAUGGUUUUUUUGCACUGGUCGGGUGUGAAACACCAACCAGUUUCAGUGAUCGUGGAUGUGGUGAGGGGCCAACUACGACACGCAACCACAUUGUGGUGGAGGGCUGGACGGAGUCUUAUAUGCCAACAUGGCUGAAGAUCCAACAAGACUACCCUGACACCGCCCCGAAGAAUCUGGGAAAUAUGGGUUAUUUCGGAAAGACCUCCAUGUACUUGAGUUCAGAGGUGCAGAAACGUGCCUGGGAGGCAGAAGGGUUGAAUCUGGAGUUCUACAGGGGUUACAACGUCUCCUGGCACAACGCUGCAGCGUACUUUGACCCCCCGUCGUCUCUAAACCUCACCCAUCUGAAGCCCUGCACAGAGACUCGCCUUGUGGUCUCAGAGGCCAUGGAGUUUUACGCAGAGCUCACGGGUGAUUCUGCUGGCAUUGAACGAGUGGACGGACAGGUGAGAGGAAAGUGCUGGGACGGAUAUUUUUGGUAUCCGCCUUCCUGCCGCAACAGUCCCUCACAGUGCUUGCCGUUCUUGACGGCCGGCACCGGCUGGAACCUGGAAGAAACGAUGCAGAAGGCAACAGCAUGGAACAUGCAGGUGGCUCCCGUGGUCGCUGCCACUUGGAAAGCCUUCACUGAUUUUCCCUCUCAACGGGACAUGACUUUCUACUGGUGGGUUCCAGAUCCGACGUUCCUUCACUUAUCACCGGUGGAGAUCACCUUCCCCGCCUUCGAUCGCGCGGCGCACAGCCGUGGGGACAAACGAACCGCACCCAGCUCCAUUUCCAUCGACAAGUACGUCAGCAAGGACCUCGCAGUUUUGGCUCCAGAGGUCGAAGAGUUUCUGAAGGCUUUCAGGAUCGAGAUGCAAAUGGUGAACAAGAUGCUGUUGGAUCAGAUUGAGACGAAAGACAACUCAUCAGAGGUGGCCUGUCGCUGGGUGAAUGCCAAUGAGAAUCUGUGGAAAUCAUGGCUGCCAGAUGUGACCCAAUGCUAUGCCGGCUUCGGUUUGUACCAUGAGGCCACCAAUCAGUAUGUAGCAGAUCGCAAGGAUCCCAGCGGCUUGAUGUGCAAGGCG